This is a messenger RNA of Bicyclus anynana (squinting bush brown), 1958 nucleotides long. Its product is annotated as protein spitz-like. The record is from RefSeq and is a predicted model, not a curated record. Gene Ontology annotation, biological process: epidermal growth factor receptor signaling pathway. The transcript has a single exon. The coding region runs from base 337 to 978 and encodes 213 amino acids. NCBI's taxonomy places the organism in Eukaryota, Metazoa, Arthropoda, Insecta, Lepidoptera, Nymphalidae. Gene Ontology annotation, molecular function: epidermal growth factor receptor binding; receptor ligand activity.
GGCAUUCAUUCCCGUCGGCAGAUGGCGGAUGCAGUAGACGCCUUCCGUCAGUCGCGCAUAGACAACUCACCGAGCGCAGUGCUAUUUUGUUUCGCUCAGCACCAUUUUGUGUGUAUCAUUUCGAACGGGACAUUGUGUGUAUGUGCUCCGUGAACGAUUAUAAAUCACGAACAAAGUGUACGAAACAAGUUUAGUGUUUAACUUUCGACAUGGUCGUCGAGGGAUCGAUGCGAUAUCUCGGGCGCUCGUAGAAACCGCGCCUCCGUCAUGAGCGAGUGAUCGUCGACGUAAAAAAAGUUGACACAGGAAACAUGUCUGGGCGGACCGUCGACGCGGAUGCGAGCGAAGGGUUCGAGUUCGAAAUUCGAAAGCGGUCAUGUCAUCGCCUCUCGGAUUUCGUAUAAGUCACCGUCCAAUGUCAAAACCGUGUCCCUCGCGCUCGCGCCAGUGCGGACAAUGCGGUCGCUGGUAGCGUGGUGGGCCGUGGCGUCGGUGGUGUGGUGGUGCGGCGGGCCGGCGGGCGCGUGCUCCAGCAGCAUCAGCAAGCGGCCGGCGCGGCCGGCGCGGCCCGCGCGCCCGCCGCAGCCGCGCCUCAACGUCACGUUCCCCAUCUUCAAGUGCGAGCCCGACUACUCGGAGUACUACUGCCUCAACGGCGGCGCGUGCUUCACCGUGGUGAUCUCCGACAGCCCCAUCUACAACUGCGAGUGCCGCAGCGGCUUCGUGGGCCCGCGCUGCGAGUUCAAGGACCUGGACGACUCGUACGUGCUGGCCAGCCGGCAGCUCAUGAUGGAGACGGCGUCCAUCGCGGGCGGCGCCACGGUGGCCGUGUUCCUCGCCAUUCUAGUCUGCUUCGGCGCCUGGGUGCGGCUGCGGCGCGCGCCGCGCAAGGCGCCCGCGCCGCCCGCGCGCGGCCCGCUGCAGCUGGUGGCGCUGGCGCCGCGCGGCGCGCCGCGUCUGCUGCCGCCGCGCAGCUAGUGCUCGUGCCGGACUCUGCGCGAGUGUUGUGUCGUCAAAUCCCAGUCCUCUGCUCGGUGUUGUGAAUGUCCUGUAUGUCAGUACUGUGUCGGACUCGCGGAGCCGCACUCGCUUCAGUAGAGCUGUUGUAUCGUCAGUCCCGUGGCGCGGGUGGUGUUAGUCUAAGGAGUGACGGAGCGCAAGCUCCAGCGCUACAUUCCGUCAGCGGAUCAGUAUUAUUUGUAAUACGAGUGGUAAGCGGGCAGCUUUACUUUAUUUUUACUUUAUACCUGAUAUCCCGGUGGGAUAGAGCUGUAUUAUAUUCAUUUGAAGGCUGAGAUGUGCCCUUAACGGAAGGCUUCUUGUAAAUAUAGCCCGUGUAGGUAUUUAUUAGAUAUUUAUGAACGUUUAUUUAUUGACUGCUUUAUUUAGUUAAAACUCGAUGAUCAGCAUCCGACGCCUAAUAACUAUUAACGGUUGCAUCUAAACCUUGCUGUGCACGGCCUCGCGUAUAUUCCCUGUAGUAUCUCAUUGUGAAUCUCGCCUAGUGUAAAGCCUAGUGUAAAAAUUGUAAAACAUUGGUGUAAAGCCCUCCUGCGGCGCGAGCGACCGAGCUUCUGUCUCCCUUUCUGUCUGCUCACUUGUCGCCUGUCCCCGUCUGUUCUGUCGCCUGUCGCCAGUCGACUGUCGACGCGAUUGUCGCCAGUCGACUGUCCUGUCGCUCUCGCUGUAGGAACGGCACAAAAAAACGCAAAUUCGUUUCUGAACCGUACCCCUGAACAUGUAUUGGGGACUGACGAGCUGCUCAUGUUUUAUUCUAGACAGUUCCUACGUUACGUUUCACCAGUUGACUCGUCGCCGCAGCUCGUCAGUCCCCAGGCGGGCGGUCAGUCCCCUGUGUCGGUAUUGAUUCAGAUGAGAUGUUUAUAUGAACAUUCCAAAGUAUAUAAUGUAAAAUAUUACCUACAUCGCUAAUAAUUUUGAAAUACCUGUUAAGACGC